CCUGACACAAUACGGCUACAACCUCGCAGGGCCAUGUAUCCUCAAUUAACUCAAAUUACAUAGCCUAAUUGCAUGACCACAUGAACUUAAGCGGAAUUCGAUGAGUCUAACAUUGAUCAGGAGAUGCCAUCAGCUUAAUGUCUUGACGGAUUGAUGUAGAGCUGCGACAGGAUACCAUACUUCGACGAAGCCAAUCCGCAGAUGUAGUCGGUGCGCGUCAAUGGGCGUCGGAGCAGCCGCCGGCAAUUCACCGGUGACGUCCUUCGGGCCGUCAUAGCGCCUUCUUAAAUCGGGUUUAGGGUUUCUGAGCUAUCAGGUGAGAGUGAGUGAGUGACCACAACGUGAAGGUGUGGGAUUCUAUCCCCUUCGAAUCCGGUCUAGGCAGUUAGCCCAGCCGAGAUCACAACAAACAGGCCAGACCAGCAACCGGCAACCGGCAGCUUAGCACUGCACCGGCCGGAUCCUGCAUUCCAGCCUAGCCACAAGCCAGAGCAUCGCUGCUUAUAAAGUCCCAACUCCCAAGCCUGCUUCUGAGAUGUACUGGGUUCGAGCAUUGCAAGCUUGUUGCCAGGCUUAAGGCCCCGAGUUUUCGAGCGGAUUAUAUUGUUUCCUGCGUUGCAGGUAGCCACUGAAGGGUGCCUUUCGCGCAUAUAUGGAUUCCAAGAAGCUCGCGCUCCGGCCGAUCUCCACCAAGAAAGUCGAUGGCAGCUUUGGCGGCAAGGCGGCGGUGGCGAGGGAGCGGUCGAGCCUGGCGAACGCGUCGUUCCGGGUGUACUACAGCCUGCGCGCCGGCGCCGUGCCGUUCCUGUGGGAGUCCAAGCCCGGCACGCCCAAGAGCGGCGCCGGCGCCACGGCCGCCGUCUCACCAGCCGAGAUGUCAAGCACCACUGCUGAACUACUGCCACCGAUAUCGCCGCCGCCGUCAUACCAGUCGUCCCAGCUGAAGGGCAGGAGGAGGUGCCGGCCGAGGUCGUCCUGGCCGGCGGCCGGCGUCCUGAGGGCGCUACUCGGGGUGCUCGGCCUCAGGAAGAGCCACCGCCGGUCGCAUGGCCCGCCCACCUCGGAUCUUUGAGGUGACGACUGCAUUGUUCUACAUGGCUUUGGACAUGAAGAUUAAUUUCUUGUGCUCUCACAAAAAAAAAGUUGCUGUGGAAUUAUUAUUAUUAUUUUUGCUUUUGCGACAGCAUAAGCAGAAAAGUUACUUAUUGAUGUAAUUAGCAUGUAAAUUAAGGGGUAAUUAGCUCCGUACUUAACUUU
Phragmites australis (common reed) is the source of this 1257-nucleotide messenger RNA. RefSeq lists its product as uncharacterized. Bases 653 to 1072 code for a protein of 139 amino acids. Lineage: Eukaryota; Viridiplantae; Streptophyta; Magnoliopsida; Poales; Poaceae. The record is from RefSeq and is a predicted model, not a curated record. The transcript has a single exon.